AGCCACCGCCAUGCCACCCAAGUCUGUAUUCCGCCAGCCAGGCGCACAACAUUUCCAGGUCGUCCACCGCUCGCAGCGCGACCCGCUCAUCCACGAUCCCGAAGCAAGCAAACAUGUCCUCAAGCCCGUGCAGCGGUCAAACCUGAAGGGGAAGUCCCGGGCGGAUUUGGAGCAGCUGCUUUCGCCUUCAGAGCUCGCCCGUGACCAAGCCAGGCCGAACCUAGGAGAGGCCACGCUCUACGGUGUUUACUACGACGAUACCGAGUAUGACUACAUGCAACAUCUGAAGCCCGUCGGCUUGCAAGAGGAUGGCGUAGAGAGUCAAUGGCUUGAGGCUCCGAAACCGAAAGGAAAGGGGAAAGCGAAGGAUCCCAUCACCUUGCUCGACCUUCCCGAGACCAGUCUUGCAUCGAAGUCUGAGCUGCCUAGAAAUUAUGAGGCCCAAGAAAACAUUCCCUCCUCUCUCGCCGGGUUCCAGCCGGACAUGGACCCGCAUCUGCGGCAAGUCCUUGAGGCGCUCGAGGACGACGCGUUCGUGGACGAUGGCUUGGAAGACGACUUCUUCGGAGAGCUGGUCGCGGAUGGUGAACGCGCGGGCAAGGACGCUGUCGCAUUCGAGUUCAAGGAAGAGGGUCUCGGAGAGGGCGACUUGGGAGCUGACGGUCUUCAAGAAGAAGAUGAGGGCGAUGCAAACGACUCUUGGGAGACCCGGUUUGCCCGGUUCAAGCAAACGCAGAAGUCCGCACCUCAGGAAGAGGCCUCCGAUGCCGAUGAAUACUCCGAGGGUGGAGAUACCAUCGGUACCCUCCCACGGUUAGCAGUCUCCGGCGGGAAGCGGCGGAGAAAGGGUACAUCGGACGCCUCGGGCUACAGUAUGAGCAGCUCUUCAAUGUUCCGAAACGAGCACCUCAGCGUGCUCGAUGAGAGGUUCGACCAGAUUCAACGCGAAUACGACGACUCGGACGAAGAAGAGGAUGAGGAGCCUUCAUUCGAAGAUCCAGACGAGGCUCCGGACCUCAUCGCGUCCCGCGAAGACUUCGAGUCGAUGAUGGACGAGUUCCUCGAUGACUAUGAAGUAAUCGCUGGAAAGAUGCGUCCCGUCCUCCCUGGCUCAGCGAUUGACAAGCUGGAUGCCGUUCGCAAGGGUCUCGGAGCGGCAGUGAUCCGGGACAGUGCGGAGGACAGUGGACAGGAGGACGACGACAUUCUCAUGCCGCUUGACCUGGACGAGAAGAAAGAUCGGUGGGACUGCGAAACGAUCUUGACUACGUUUAGUAACCUUGAGAAUCACCCACGGGUUAUCAAGGCGCGCAACAGCAAGCCUGUACCGAAGAUCCGACUCGACCCCAAGACCGGACUGCCUUCCGUCGUGGAGGAUAAGCCGGCGCGCAAGCAACCACAGUCUGAUUCUUCUGGCACGGACGACGAAGACGAUUCUAGACCCGUGCGAGUGACCAUCACGCGCCCCAAGGAGGAGACGGCGGAGGAGAAGAAGGCACGCAAGCAGGCGGUCAAGGCGGAGCGCCAAGCACGCCGGUCGGAGAAAAAGACUGCACGAGAGACCUUCUCGAAAGAGACGAAGCGGCAGGUGCAGUCAUUGGCGGACAGGGAGAAGACGAAGGUGCGGAAGCUCUGAAUGUAGUAAUUGUAGUAUGCUGUGACGCCUGUUGUACGCUGCGAGUCUGGAAACAAGCUGUAUGAUUGCG
Trametes versicolor FP-101664 SS1 is the source of this 1706-nucleotide messenger RNA. RefSeq names its product LTV-domain-containing protein. Gene Ontology annotation, cellular component: preribosome, small subunit precursor; nucleus; cytosol. Lineage: Eukaryota; Fungi; Basidiomycota; Agaricomycetes; Polyporales; Polyporaceae. Gene Ontology annotation, biological process: ribosomal small subunit biogenesis; ribosomal small subunit export from nucleus. The transcript is spliced from 5 exons. Bases 11 to 1636 code for a protein of 541 amino acids. The record is from RefSeq and is a predicted model, not a curated record.